AUGGACGCUCAGCUCCCCAGCAAGCUCCCGUUCUCCAAGAAGAGACUGCGCGCAAGAAUAGUCAUAUCAAAGCGCCUGCAGAUAUAUAUCAGACUAUGUGAUCCUCAUGCUUCUUCAUCCUCGACCGGGUCGAGCCCUUCCACCAGCCGUUUGCCCUGCAGAACUACACGCUGCACUACCCGUACGCGGUCAACGAACGAGUGCCCAUCCCUCUUCGCCCUUGCGAUCUCCGGCGGCUUCCCCCUGCUCGUCAUCCUCGUCUACACCAUCGUCCUGGACGGGCUGUUCUCGCAUAGCAAACCAGUCAAUGUUGCGACGGGGAAGCGGAAGAUGAUGGGCAAGUAUAGGCUCAAGGACCGGCUGUGGGAGCUGAACUGCGGCAUCCUUGGGUUGGUGCUGGCCCAGGGAGCGGCGUUCGUGAUCACCGGCGCGUUGAAGAAUGCGUGCGGUAAGCCUCGACCGGACCUGAUCGAUCGAUGCAAGCCUAGGACCUUUGACCAGCCGGAGUUUGGGCUGUCGAAUUAUACCAUCUGCACGCAGACGAACCAUGAGAUCCUGAAAGAUGGAUUCAGAUCGUUCCCAUCAGCUUCGUUUGCUGGACUCUUCUAUCUGUCGCUCUACCUCGCUGGAAAGCUUCAUGUCAUGGACAGCCGUGGAGAAGUGUGGAAGGCGUUCAUCGUCAUGGUGCCUACGCUCUCUGCUGGAUUAGUGGCGGUAUCCCGCAUCAUGGACGCCCGGCACCACCCCUUUGACGUCAUCUCAGGCUCCCUGUUGGGCGUCGGUUGCGGCUGGGUUGCAUACCGCCAGUACUUCCCAUCCCUCUCAGAGCCCUGGAAGAAGGGCCGGGCGUACCCUAUCCGUACCUGGGGAUCGAUCCCGGAACCCCCAGUGUAUACCCACCGCCGGCUUCUCGAGUACGAGAACGACCAGGUGAAACUGGUCCCUCGUACAGAUGAAGAAUAUCAGGCCGCUGAAGUUUCCCAAGACCCGCCACAUGGAGUUCCUGAGUCGACUCCGGCGCUUAUGAGCAACCCCUUUGAGCAACAACAGGUUCAGAGGCGCAGGCGACUUGCUGAUCCUGACUAUGGUGCGUCUAGCAGUGAAUCUGAAGGUUAUGAGAUGCAGCAGACCAGAUACGAACCUAGACACCACCAAGCUGCUGAGACCAGCUCAGAUGCUGCGCCCAGAUACGCCGCCUACCAUCCUGACAACAGAACGCCGUCUAGCAGCCCGCCACUUGAGCGUCACCCUGCAUCUCUCGUCAAAUCAUGA
Molecule: messenger RNA, 1272 nt
Organism: Nannizzia gypsea CBS 118893
Lineage: Eukaryota; Fungi; Ascomycota; Eurotiomycetes; Onygenales; Arthrodermataceae
Product: PAP2 domain-containing protein
Exons: 4
Coding region: 1-1272 (423 amino acids)
Biological process (GO): phospholipid metabolic process
Molecular function (GO): phosphatidate phosphatase activity
Source: RefSeq, a predicted model, not a curated record